UUCAAGUUGUCGCAGGCCUUCACUUUUGAGAAUUGAAUGAAGUUUCCACUCGGCAGAUUCACCCACCUCUCCCUCUCCAAAUAUCCUGCUCCUAUCUAUCACGUCUCAUCAUUUGGCGUAUUCUCAUUACCCUUUAGCCCGUUCAAUUUGCGAAGAAACAUUACCAAAUAUCCUGUUUCCUCGAUAGUCCCGAAUCUACAGCGAUUCAGCUGUCCACCCUCCAAAAUGUCUGUCGAGGAAGCCGUGACAGACGCAUUGCAAAUUCCAGUCGAUCAGAAUGCGCAGGCAGCCGAAGAUGCUAAAAAGAUGCUCGCUGAACUUCGAGGCGAUGCUGAGACUGCCGGGAAAGAAUUAACCACGACAUCUGACGCUACGGAGUCAAACAAGGCCGAAGCGGAGGCCAAGCCUGAAGCAAAAGAGACGGAGACUUCUUCUGAAAAGAAGGAUGAUUCUGAAAAGAAAGAUGACUCUGGGAAAGAUUGGGAACCUCGGGAGAGGUCUGGCUACGGCGGUCGAGGCCGCGGUCGUGGUGGUCACAAUGGCCAGCGCUCUCGCAACUACCGGGACAAUAUCAAAUCGGACCUCACCUCCCAGGAAACCAGCAGCGACCCGGUCGCCAUCCGCAAACAGGUUGAAUUCUAUUUCUCCGAUUCCAAUCUCCCUCACGACAAGUUCCUGCUUGGCAAAGUUGGCGGAAGUCAGAACAAUCCUGUGGAGCUGAGCAUCAUCCACUCGUUCAAGCGCAUGCGUCAUUUCCAACCAUUCGAGGCAAUUGUCGAAGCCUUGCGGGACUCAACCUUCCUUGAACUCACCGAGGACGAGACGGCUGUCCGGCGAAAGGAGCCACUCCCCGAGAGUCUCAACAAUGGACCUGACCCCAAUGCGAUCCGCAUCUUCGAAGACCGUGCCAUGCCCCGAACCGUCUACGCAAAGGGAUUCGGUGAGGAGGUUCCAAGCACGCAGUUUGACAUUGAGGCUUUCUUCGCCCCUUACGGCCCCACCAACGCUGUGCGUCUGCGACGUACGGAUGACAAAAUCUUCAAAGGCAGUGUCUUUGUGGAAUUCGAGACCGAAGAGUUGGCCAAGAAGUUCUUGGAGCUUGACCCCAAGCCUCAAUUCAAGGGCAGAGAUCUCCAGAUCAUGAGCAAGAAGGAGUACUGCGACAAAAAGGUCGAAGACAUCAAAUCAGGCAAGAUCAAGCCCAACAACCGAAACGACAAAGGCCGUCGAAAUGAUCGUGGUGGAAGAGAUGGCAGAGAUGGCAAGAGAAAGCGUGACGGUGACGACAGCCGGGAUUGGAGAACACGGAGGGACGAAGACCGUAAGCACGGAUUCAGAGAUGACAAGCGACGUGGUGGCAACCGAGACCGGGGGGAUUUCAAAGGAGGCCGAGGUGGCCGCAACAAGGCUCCGGAAACAGAUGAGAGGGGUAUCCCAACUGUCAAGUCAUCCGCCUCCCCGAAACCGAAAAACGACAGUGGACGUGACGAGGCUCUUGCCAAAGCAAAGGCUGCAGUUGAAGCCGAAUCCAAAAAGGAUGCCGACAAGCAGCAGGCCGCGGACAAUGUUGAAACCACCGAGCAAAAUGGAAACGCCGACGUUUCGAAAAAGACGGCCGAUGCUGUCGCUGAAAGUGUCCAGGCUGACGUCGAGGCCACUGCAGGCAAGAAGCGUGCGAGAGAGGAUGACGACGGCGAGGCUGAAGCCGGGCGUGAGGCGAAAAAGGUUGACUCCAAGUCCGAGUCAUAGCCUGCCUUAGCCGUCCAGGAAGAGAGUCUUGAGCACUUGACUCCAAGGCUGGCCAACCCGUUGGCAGACAUCAUGCCGAGGGCUGUAUCAUUACUCUGACGAGCUCCAUUGCAUUGUUCCCGGCGUCUGGAUGAAUGGGCAUUGAAGCCUGCGAGGCAGGUGUGGUGGUCAUGAGAGCAGAAGCUCUGCGAGUGAUAUCAUGGUGAAAUGUUUCUAGCAGCCCAUAAAAGUAACAUUUCGUCGAAUUGUGCUUAAUGAGAACACUUGAUAACAUG
Exophiala dermatitidis NIH/UT8656 is the source of this 2024-nucleotide messenger RNA. RefSeq names its product lupus La protein. The transcript is spliced from 3 exons. NCBI's taxonomy places the organism in Eukaryota, Fungi, Ascomycota, Eurotiomycetes, Chaetothyriales, Herpotrichiellaceae. Gene Ontology annotation, biological process: RNA processing. The coding region runs from base 37 to 1749 and encodes 570 amino acids. Gene Ontology annotation, cellular component: nucleus. Gene Ontology annotation, molecular function: mRNA binding. The record is from RefSeq and is a predicted model, not a curated record.